This is a messenger RNA of Pocillopora meandrina, 8025 nucleotides long. The record is from the annotation of a GenBank genome assembly. Lineage: Eukaryota; Metazoa; Cnidaria; Anthozoa; Scleractinia; Pocilloporidae.
AUGGCUAGUACUGCAAACGCCGCACUAGAGGUUAGUUACAUCAUCACUAUCAUCAUCAAUAGCAUCACUUUUCCCUUCACAAUUUUUCUCAACGUGCUGGUGAUAAUGGCCGUAAAAACGAGACCACGACUCCGAACAAACAGCAAUAUUUUACUGGCCUGCUUAGCGGUGACGGACGCUUUGGCCGGUGUCCUUGGACAACCGUCUUAUAUCCUGUGGAAGAUAUUCCUUUUACUCGGUCUCAGCUCAAGUGAAACAGUUGGAAAUUUCAAUAUCACUGUUAAGGCUACUUUGGUGGUUGCUUCAUGCCUUCAUCUGAUGUUGGUAACGUUCGAAAGGCUCAUAGCGAUCAAAUUUACGAUGCAUUACUCAAACAUUGUAACUCAGAGUACCAUUAAGAUAGCAGUAGUAUCAGUUUGGAUUAUCGCUUUCACAGCAGUAAAUUUAAGAUUGUUGAAAAUGUAUGUAUUAGCACGUUCCAUAUGUGGCUUUCUGAUUAUUUCAUGCAUCGUUUUCGUUGCCUUCACUUCGAUGAUUUUGUUUCAUGAAACCUGUCGUCACCAAAGGAAGAUAAAAGCACAGAAACUGCCCCAAGAAGAAGUGAAAAGAUUUACCAAAGAGAACAAAGCGCUUAAGACAACUGUGUUGGUAGUUUGUGCUGUUACUGUCUGCCUUCUUCCUGUUGCUUUCGGUCCAAUCUCUUUAGUUGCAGGCUUUCAUUAUAUUUCAGCUAUCAUGAAACCAUGGUGGCAAACAUUUCCCUUGUUAAACUCGCUCGUCAAUCCACUGAUUUACUGCUGGAGACAAAAAGAAAUAAGAAUGUUUGUAUUUAGAAUAAGAAGCCAGGUUGGUCAUGCAGCUAAUAAUGAGUGAUGUGGAGAACAAAUCUUAAACAAUCUUGAGCAAUUUAAUGUUACGACAAUAAAUGACAUGCAAACAUCGCUUUCUUCUCAUUUCAAUUUUAACUCGCAUGAGUUUUAUUUAUAGCUCUAUAGGGUUAUGUUACCCGUAUUUUCCAUCCACUCAUUACAAUAAACUUCUCAGCGACUCUGUUUUGGAGAAAAUUAAAGCGGCAUAUUUUAAGUAAAGGAAGUGAAAUUUUGCUGCAUAUCAAACCUGAUUCUCACAAUAUUCAGUUAAAAAGAAUCACAUAUCCUUGCCAGGAGUGAUAUUUACUUAGUUUUUAUGCAUUUAUGCACCUCUGAGGAAGCAGGUUAAAUCAUAUUCUCUUUCGUUUCAUUAGAGUGUCAAUGAGAAAAUCAGGCCGGAACAGAGGCGAUGAGUAAAAAUUAGCAUUACUUUUUGCUUUGUUCAUUUGACAAAUGGGAGAACCACCUGGAAAUCUAAUCUGCUUGAUUAUUCAAUUGAUUUAUUCAGAUUUGAAGCAGAAAGAGCUCUCUAAAAUCUUUGGUCAGAUUUCUUCCCCUCUCUCUCCUUGUAGUCCGAAAAAGGCCCUAAAUCUUUAAAGAGAAACCAACUCAUGCCAUAAUUGCUAGCUGGAUAGUGCGAGCCAUCAGAACAGUAUUAAAAGUUUUGGGGAACUGAUUGAUUUCUUCUUGGGAACGUGAUAGGCCAACACAAUUGUAAUACAACUCUUUCGAGUGAUAUGUCAUGGAAUAUCCUACGAGUCACCUCUAUUUCCUCGAAUAACACGAAUCUCUAUGAUGAAACGACAAAGGUAGCUAUCCAGUUUAAGUGGAGGAAUUUCGGCCUGGUGUUUUUUCUUUGGUUUCUUUUCUUUUCAAAGAAAAUAUCAACUUCCUGAUCAAUCAGCAGCGUCUUUUUUGUUAAAUACUCAUUUUUUGCUUUGUUUUGGACCUCAGAAUUAAUGUCGAGGGAAACAUUUGGCUCUGACAUGGCUAAAGAUAAUCCGACCCAAGGAUUGGAAUAUCCAGGACAUACAAGUGCUGGCAAAGAAGACAAGUUAAUGUAUCAGUCACCGCUAAACAGACCGGCAAGAAUAUUUCUUUGGUCAGAGACUCAUUAAUCGAUAUUUAAUGUCCUAUUUUAAUUUAUAAAUCUAUGCUCUAAUUUCAAUUACGCGGUUUCGCUGGAAAUUAUUUUAAAUAAGUCAAUAUUUUGAGGAACCAAAAAUACCUAAUACGAAUUAAUAUUUUACAGGCGAACUUUAUGAAUUGAGGUAUAUCGCAGAGCAUUUUCACUAUUAAAGUGACCUCUCAAGAUCAUUUUUUAUACAAAAUUUACAAUUUUGGUGACUCACAACCUCACUCAUUGCUAAUAGUGUUGUCAGAAAUUGUUUAAGAGAAAAUUUCUUUUUGGGUCUCGUGUAAGGAUAUUAUGGAAAAUUAUUUGUUUAUCGUGGUUUUAUACAGUAAUGAACGUUUGAUCUUUUGUCUCACGAUGUAAAUCGUAAUUUAGCGAAUAUAGAAAAUAAAUUUCAGCUAAUCAAAAAUUCUUGUUUCUAUUUGGGCUCUGAGUCUUGCCAAAACAUUUAAUCACUGACCUCAAGUAGGAAUCCUUUAAGACAUCCAAUCAGUGGGAACUUUUCCAUUGCGAUACCUAUCGUUCUACGGUCAGCGGAUCAUAAAGGUCGGACGUUUUUUCCUGAGCUCCGCCAUUUUACUCAGUUUUCUUCUUAUUAUUUGGCUCAAAAAUGUAUUCUUUGGUCAUCUAACUUCCGGAAUAGUUCUCUCCGAGCAAGAAAAUACCUCUGCCUUUUCUCAAGAGAAGUGGCAUAGUGGAAUCCGUGGUUCUUAUGUCUCUAUGCACUCAUGUGGUCGGAGGUUUCUUGCCGCUCGAAUUCCGUUGUGUCCUCGUUUUCCUUUCAAAGCAAAAGUAUUGCGUUGCUGUCGUUUGAAUAUGAGGUCAUUACCUGUACACCUGGAUGAAGUAGGUACUUUGAUUCUCCUAAACAAUCUAGAUGUUUUUGCUGUAAGCGAAACCUGGUUCGCCAAGACAGAAAAACGACCGUUGCAUCUAAAGCUCCACAUGGUGGUGGUGUCGCAAUCUAUGCUAAACCACGCUUCACUGCCGAAGAAUGACAUUUUCAAAUGAAACGCACAUAGAACACAUAUGUUUAUAGCUCAGGCAGCGUGUAGUAUUAGCAGCGAAUCGUAAUCUGGAGAGAAUAACUACGCAAACAACUUUUACACAGCAACAAUACAAAAGAAGCUUUUAUGAAAACGCUUAUUGCGCCCUAAUCAAACGGGUAUCCCUCGUGCACAACCCAUAACUCAAAAUUAAUCAAAAAGUGAUUCAAAUCAUUUUAGAUUUUACACAUAUCAAUAAAUGUGUUCUUCAGGUCCAAAAUGGUUAGGCCUCUUUAAUGCUUAGGGGUUGCAUUCAAUAGUAUUAUCGCCAUGAGAGUAGGAUCAUGUGCGUGGCUACCAUAGAACCAAAGACCUGACUGUUAUAAUCCAAACAUUAAAUUCAAGUCUUAAUAAGAAAGAUUGUUAUGGAAGUUCUCUUUGUCGUUAUUUAUUUUUCUAGGCACAUAAUGAAUAAAAGAAGGACAAAAAUAUUCAUGAAACCAUAGCCUCCACAAAAGUUAUAGCGCUUCUUUUGGGGAGCAAAAUGUUUUUCUGAAAAUUCAAUUUUUGUUUAGUGCGAUGAAUAAUAUGAAAACACUUUGGACAGGGUGACCGUUAAAACCUUUCGUGUAUUAAAAUUAUAUAGAAUUUCCGGCGUUUGAGUGGAUACGAAUUAGCCGGAAAUGAAAUAUUUCUACUGCACAGGAGCAGUAGGGACUGGGGCAGUUGAAGUGCAGCAUGGGUAGAAUGGAGUGCUACAAAAGGGAUGUUUAUUACGUGGGAAAGCAUUUUAGGCCGACACCUCCUCUUGCUCACAUUAUUUUUUAGUAUAUAUUUGAUUUACUAGUGAAAGUUCGAGUUUCACAAGGGUUUCUUGGCUUGUUUGCGUUUCCUAAAAUUAUUUAGAGUUUUCCGUGCUUUGUCGGAUUACAUGUUUAGUAAAUAAGGGCAAAGACCUUCCAGCCGUCUAGCCUUCGUAGGAUGGUUUCUCUAAUUCAUGUGUACUGCAUAGUGGAGCCGAAACUCUUUUCUUUCCUCAAGUCAUUUUAAUCAAAUCCUAUUGAAGCUGCCGUAAGUAGGCUUCUUGAAAGUUGGAAAUCUUCAAUGUGCUUCGGUGUGGCAAUUUUGGUUUGAUUUCGCAUCGCCGGAUUAUGUUAAAUAAUGCUUUCAUUGUGUCCCAGCCGUAGUUAGGGGGAGCUUAAAGCUUAAAAUUUAAAAUUUAAUCAAAAAUGUUCACUUUCUUUUAUUAAAAGAUCGCACGUAAUCGUUCAUGCUACGUAGCAUAUUCAGCAUGCGCACGUAUAAUUUUAUUUUGAGCAAAUUACAAAGUCAGUAUUGUGUUUUAAGAGGCGAACUUUAGAUAUUUUUAAUGCCUGCGAGCUGUAGUUUUAAAGCAGGCACGAGAAAACUAUUCGAAAAGCAUUUGCAACACUGAAUUAAAAUCUCCCUAUGAUUUCAUCAAACAUAUAAAUUUCCCAAUUUCUCAGACUUCGUCGUUUAUGCAGUGACGACUCUGAUUUUUCCGAAAAAUCAGAGGCAAUGUGCCAGUUUUUCGAUAAACGUGGCUAUCCUGUUUCUGUCCUCCAAGCGGGCCACCACCGUGCCCAACAAAUUAAUCGACAGUCAGCACUAGAAACGGCUGUUAAGGAAAACACUGACCGCAUUCCAUUCACUCUUACAUUUCACCCCCACAACCACGCGGUUGAAUCUAUUAUUUUUAAAACUUUAGAUUACUCCAAAACUAUUCAGAAAUUGGCACUAUCUUUUCGCAACUCCCACUUAUUUCAUUCAAACGUGACAAAAACAUAAGCAACUUUUUGGUCAGAAGUUCAUUCCAAACCAAUGACCAAUCUGGAACUUUCAAAUGCGCUCGCUCACGUUGCAAAACUUGUCCUUUCAUUUACAACGUAGAGAAAUUAUCGGUACCCAAGAGAUCUAUUAGGAUCACUGAUCACUUUACGUGUACCUCCGCCAAUGUUAUUUAAUGCAUAACAUGCACUUAUUGUUAUAAGUUAUACAUUGGCGAAACAGGAAGACGACUAGGUGACCGAUUCCGAGAACACUUUCGCGACGUAAAAAGAAAUGAAAAAGACGCAUCCAAACCAGUCGCUAGACGCUUUAAUCUCCCCAACCAUUCAAAACAGCAUAUGGCAGUUUGCAGCCUUUCCUUACAUCUAGGCAGUUCGGAAAGCCGCAAAACACAAGAACAAAAAUUUAUCUUCCAAAUCGGCACCCUUAAUCCCCACGGAAUCAGCGAGCGCUUUUCAUUCAACUAAUUUAUUCCUGUUUUCUCUUCACCAUAUUCCUACCAAUAGCGUAGCUCCACUUUCAGCAUAUAAACUCACCCACAACUCACAAUUCCUCCAAUCGCUCUGACGAAGGGCUAACGCUCGAAACGUCAGCUUUUUUACCCUUUACGGUGGCCAAUUUACGUUUUCAACUCAGUUGUUAACACUAAAUUACCUGCUACACUCUUCCACCGACGCAGCACCACAGUUUCUUUAGAAACUUACCCCCUUUAAUAUUAAACGUUGUUCAAUUACGUUCUUCGGGGUUUGUAACUAAACUUAUCCGAGUUCAGAUUGACUUGGGAAGUAAGCAUAUGAUCUGUGGUCGUAUUCGGGAUUUUGACUCUAUAGAAUUACCCCUCUUUUAGUCGAUGCACUGCCUGGUUCUCAUUCUCGAUACAAGCUUCCUCAUCAGUUGUUUAAUCCAGAAGUGAAUCAAUGGGUUAACAAGCGAGUUUAAAAUUGCCGUUUUUUUCCACACUUCUUCCGUGUUUGGGAAAAUAGCAUAUGUCUUAAGCGCCCUGUUUUCUUUGUUUCAUCUUUCCACUUCUUUUUGGUAGGUUCCUGUGCUUUUAUCUUCCUUUGUUGCUGUUAUGCGAAGUCGUCCAUUGAACAAGAACAACUGGUUGUAGAUGCAAAAAGUGUCAUCAACCAAAUUCAUUUGGAACCUUUCAGCUCCGUUCAAAUCUUGCGCGCGCUUUGUGUUCAGUCAAUCGCUGAGAAAAAGUAAAACUGUAAUGUAAAAUGCCACAAUGAUUCUGGCUAUGCAUGCUUGAAAUGGCAUCUUGUGCGAAAGGGCAGGUGAUAACGAAGUUAUCUCGACAUGAAGAGUUACCAGAUCUGAUAAUUAUGCGAUCAUGAUUGACACUAUAUUUCUUUUCUAUACUUCAUAAUGUGUUUCAAGAGACAGAUUGGAAGUUCCUGAUGUGUUUUCAAUCUUUGAAAUAAUGAUAAACAAAAACCAACAACAAAAACCUCUGACAGGCUCUGUAAAAGGUAGUAUAUCAGUUUUUUGCUGCAAUAACAACCGUCCUCAAGCGCGCUCAAUAUGUAUUCUUAUUUUUGUUUUUUCAAUCUCUUGUCCUGUUUUACGAAAUGUAUCGUGGAAGAAACAGGCGUUUGGCUCAUGAACGUCAUACAAAGAAUAAAACCAUGGCAUCGAAGAUGGGACGAGUGUCAAGUAAAUUGAUAUUUUUGAUGAAAAUCUUCGUGAACGAACUAAAAGAAAAGAGCUUAAACUCACAAAUGAUAUUUUUGACAAUGAAAGACAGAUAUGCAAAUAACUGACUUUAAAUUAAGCCCAGAAAACCAAAGAAAGAUGUCAAAUAAAACAUGGGAGAUCCGUGCGUCGGGUUUUGUGACGGCGAAUUCAACUACAUUCGAUUUUGGCUGGGUUGAUGCCAUGAAACUGACUCAUUAUUGUUGGAUUUAUAGCCAUUCCCAAUAGAUUUUGAAUUUUCAAACGAAAUGAUUAUGACACAUUGCAUGGGGAUGCAAAGCAAAAUACUUUCAAUAAUUUAAAAUUAGCAGAAUGGAAAUUCAGACUUCGAAACUGACCUUCAGAAUGUAUUUUAUAUUUCAACAACGGAAAAACUGAAAUUCGUCUGUAAACUUAAAUAAAAAUAAGUUGUUAAAUAUUAUUGUGUAGAUGUGUAGGCAUACACAUCUGAAACAAGAAACUUAGAGUUGAAUUAAUCAUACAAUUAGAAAUUGAAAUACGUAAGAAAAUAUCAAGUUAAGCCACAUGCACACUAAAAUGGGGCUAAUGGAUCAAAGCCUCCGAAAAACAUUUAAAAUUCUAACUGAUACAAACUGAGCGGUCGAUAUCAAUAACGUAUCAAACUAAACACAUCAAACUUCUUCGAGCUUCAUUUGCGAACGCUAUAACUAUGACCAGCACAGAAGGCGACACAGUAAUUGUGCCUCUGGAGGUUAACUUCAUGAUCAGUGUUAUCAUUAACAGCAUCACCUUUCCUUUCACAGUUCUGCUUAACGUGCUCGUAAUUAUAGCCGUCAAAAAAAGACGACGACUCCGAACUAACAGCAACAUCUUGCUGGCCUGUUUAGCGGUGACUGACGCAUUAACUGGUCUCUUUGGUCAACCGUCAUAUGUCCUUUGGAGGAUAUUCCUAAUAUUUGGCCUCGGUGGCAGUGAAAUACUUAAACAAUUUAACAUCAGUGUUAUGUCUACACUUUCGUCUGCUUCAAACCUUCAUCUGAUGUUGGUUACUUUCGAGAGGCUCAUAGCGAUCAAAUAUGCGAUGCACUAUUCAAACGUUGUAACUAAUAACAAACUGAAGAUAGCGGUGUUAGCAAUUUGGAUCAUUGGUUUCGUGUGUGGUACUUUAGUUGCGUUAAAAAUGUACCUGGCUAUGCUUUAUAUCGGAAGCCUCAUCACGAUUUCAUGUAUCGUGCUCGUUGCCUUCGCAUAUGUGAUUUUGUAUCAUGAAACCUGCCGUCAUCGAAGGAAGAUAAAAGCACAGCAACUGCCCCAAGAAGAAGUGGAAAGAUCUAUCAAAGAGAACAAAGCACUUAAGACAACAGUGUUUGUAGUUGGUGCUAUCAUUGUGAGCCUUCUUCCGCUUUGUUUCUGUCUCAUCGGUACAGCUACAGACCUCUUUGAUACCUGCCCCAUCGAUGAACCAAUUUGGAAAACUUGCAGCAUGUUAAACUCGUUUGUUAAUCCAUUGAUCUACUGCUGGAGACAAAACGAAAUGAGAAAGUUCGUACUUAGAAUAAUGAAGUAG